GGUUUGGCCGUUGAAGCGUGUGGUUGCAUGUACGCAUUUCAUUGUGUUAACCCGAGUGCAAUGUGGAAAUAUCCACUGUAAUUAUGGCCAUAAUGAGGAGCCAUAGUAUUUCAGUGGUGUUGGUAUAAUAGUUUCUCAAAGUGCUGAGUGGCUGCUGGCGGGAGGAUAUAAACCCAGUGUGUACUUGUUAAUUAUAGUGGUAAAGCCCAGUAAGAAAUAGAGCCAAGAUGGCCGACCUAGAGGCAGUUCUCGCCGAUGUUAGUUAUUUGAUGGCUAUGGAGAAGAGUAAAUCGACUCCUGCCGCCCGAGCCAGCAAGAAGAUUCUCCUACCAGAUCCAAGCGUGCGGAGCGUCAUGCACAAGCACUUAGAGAAGAUGGGGGAGGUCAACUUCGAUAAAAUCUUCAACCAGAAACUCGGUUAUCUUCUUUUUAAAGAAUUUUGUGAAACAGUGUGCGAGGAACCUGUGCCACAGCUCAAGUUUUACGAAGAGAUCAAAGCGUACGAGAAGAUUGAGAAUAAAGAAGAGAGAAGACGGAUAGCCCGUGAGAUCUACGAUAACUUCAUCAUGAAGGAACUUCUAUCAAACACCCACGCCUACAACAAGGAAUCUGUAGCCUUCGUACAAAAGCACCUGACGAAAAACGAGGUGCCAACGGAUUUAUUCGAGCCCUACAUAGAGGAAAUAUUUACGCAUUUACGAGGUGAUCUCUUUAACAAAUUCGUAGAAAGUGACAAGUAUACGAGGUUCUGCCAAUGGAAAAAUCUAGAGUUGAAUAUUCAACUAACAAUGAAUGACUUCAGUGUCCACCGGAUCAUAGGUCGUGGAGGGUUUGGAGAGGUCUAUGGGUGUCGCAAAGCAGACACUGGUAAAAUGUAUGCUAUGAAAUGUCUUGACAAAAAACGUAUUAAGAUGAAGCAGGGAGAGACGUUAGCCCUGAACGAACGUAUUAUGCUAUCUCUAGUCAGCACAGGGGUGGAUUGUCCAUUUAUUGUCUGUAUGACUUAUGCCUUCCACACGCCGGACAAACUUUGCUUCAUUCUUGAUCUCAUGAAUGGAGGAGACCUGCACUACCACUUGUCUCAACACGGUGUAUUUAAUGAUCAAGAGAUGAGAUUCUAUGCUGCUGAAGUUAUUUUAGGCCUCGAACACAUGCAUCGUCGUUUUAUUGUGUAUCGGGAUCUUAAACCUGCAAAUAUCCUUCUGGAUGAGCAUGGUCACGUAAGGAUAUCAGAUUUAGGCUUAGCGUGUGACUUUUCUAAAAAGAAACCUCAUGCAUCUGUGGGUACUCAUGGUUACAUGGCACCAGAAGUCCUGAGUAAAGGAACUGCAUAUGACAGCUCAGCAGAUUGGUUCUCCUUUGGUUGUAUGUUAUACAAGUUGCUCAAAGGCCACUCACCUUUUAGGCAACAUAAAACACGGGACAAACAUGAAAUUGACCGAAUGACUUUAACAAUGAACGUUGAACUUCCAGACACAUUUUCUCAAGAUCUUCGCAGUCUUCUAGAAGGCCUUCUUCACAGAGAUGUUGAUAAAAGAUUGGGUUGUAGAGGAAGAGGAGCUGACGAAGUGAAGGAACAUCCAUUCUUUGCUGGGAUGGAUUGGCAACAAGUAUACCUUCAGAAAUACCAACCACCAUUAAUUCCUCCUCGGGGAGAGGUCAAUGCUGCAGAUGCUUUCGACAUUGGUUCAUUUGACGAGGAGGAUACUAAAGGUAUUAAGUUGACCGAUGCUGAUCAAGAAUUGUAUAAGAACUUCCCCUUAGUUAUAAGUGAGCGAUGGCAGACAGAAGUAGCUGAAACAGUAUUUGAUACCAUAAAUCAAGAAGCAGACAAGGUUGAAUUGAAGCGAAGAGCAAAACAUAAAUUUAAGUUUGAUACCGAUGAAAAAGAAUCAGACUGUAUUAUCCAUGGUUACAUAAAGAAAUUGGGUGGACCCUUCACAUCUGCAUGGCAAACUCGGUAUGCUAAGCUGUAUCCAAAUCGUGUUGAACUUCAUUCUGAGUCCAGUUCGGGAAAACCUGAGCUUAUAUUCAUGGACCAGCUAGAUGAUGUUUCUUCUGAUUUUGUUCAAAUUAAGGGAGAAAACUGCAUAGUGCUCAAGACCAAAGAUAGCAAGAUAGUUCUAACUAAUCCUGAUGAAAUUGGUCUUAAGGAAUGGUCAGUUUCAUUAAGAUCAGCUCACAAAAUGUCUUUGGAACUCCUAAGCAACAUGGCAAAGAAAGCGGGUAAAAUUUAUGGAACAGAAGGUAAUAAUAAACCUUCGUUUAUGGCACGAAAUGGCAAUGGUAAUUAAUGUGUGUCACUGAAACAUAGUUGAUCCCAAGUACACCAUGUUUCAUUGACCAACUGAUUCUCAAAUCAGCCAGGCUUACUGGUUUAAAAACUGUGGUAACUUCCUCACAUACACUAGUGUAAAAAUCUAGAAAGGAAACAGAUUGAAAGCUAUGUAGAUAAAAGUGAAUAAAAUAACUAUCCUGUAUUACAUUCAGAAUGUGAAAUGGUGAUAAAAGUGGAUCUAAAAACAAACUGUGAUGAUAACAUGAUCACUUAGAUUUAAAAAGACACUUAUUAGAAUCUUCACAGUCGGUCCUAUUAUAAACAGUGUGUUCAUCUGCUAUUGUAGGACAUGUCGAGUUUGUGAUAUAGAUUCUCAAAACAACUUUUCUACCAGUGAAUUUAUAUGGAACUGAAGUGAUUAUUGAAAGUAGCUCUCCGAGAGGAAAUAGAAGUGGAACCGAUUUAUUUUCAUGGGAAUGCUAUGUACAUUAUGCUUAAUUAUUGUUGCUACUAUUUGCAAUAGUGUAUAUUUGCAUCUAAAAAUUCAUACCAGAAAUAUUUUUACCUAUAUGAUAUUUCAGAGGUUUGACAGAAACAGGGCUCUAUCUAAUAACAUCAAUAAUAAUAUUGAUUAAACAAUAAAAACAAUCCUGGGAAGUGUACAUGUACAUACGUAUGUGAUGUGUGUUUUGUAUAAUAUAUAUAUAUACGUACAUGUGUUCAUGCUUGUACAUAUAUAUAUGCCAUGUAUAUAUACAAAGUCGAAUCCCAGAAUUUAUGGGCUCUUUGUUUAUUUACCCAUUUACAGUAUCCUAAGGAAUAUUUAUUUAUAUUGUAUGGAACAAAUUCAAUAAAGUGAAACAUGAGCAAAAUUUAAAGAGUAUUCAAGAGGACUUUCUUAUAUCAGUAAAAUUUCACCUUUGGAGUGCAUUAAAGGACUUUCUUACAUGAGAAAAAUUUUAUCUUUAGAGUGUAUUAUUUUACAACAUUUAGUAGCGAACUUUACAGUGGAGAGAAGACGAGAGACAUAACCUCAAGAAAAAGGAAAACCUAGAAUAUUAUGGUCUGCAGAGGAGAGAAAUAAGAUAGUCAUUGAGUAUAUUCUUAACUGUUAGUAGGCAAAGCAGUUGGUUUUUAGAUAAUUUAUUUAUUGAUGGCACAUAACAACAGGGAUCAUUGUAAAUACCCUAUGACAAUGGAGUCUGACUAAUAUAUAUAUAUAUAUAUAU
Molecule: messenger RNA, 3507 nt
Organism: Macrobrachium nipponense
Lineage: Eukaryota; Metazoa; Arthropoda; Malacostraca; Decapoda; Palaemonidae
Gene: Gprk1
Product: G protein-coupled receptor kinase 1-like
Exons: 16
Coding region: 228-2294 (688 amino acids)
Biological process (GO): G protein-coupled receptor signaling pathway; regulation of signal transduction; protein phosphorylation
Molecular function (GO): ATP binding; G protein-coupled receptor binding; G protein-coupled receptor kinase activity
Source: RefSeq, a predicted model, not a curated record